Molecule: messenger RNA, 4740 nt
Organism: Xenopus tropicalis (tropical clawed frog)
Lineage: Eukaryota; Metazoa; Chordata; Amphibia; Anura; Pipidae
Gene: fbxo38
Product: F-box protein 38
Exons: 22
Coding region: 236-3742 (1168 amino acids)
Biological process (GO): SCF-dependent proteasomal ubiquitin-dependent protein catabolic process
Source: RefSeq, a predicted model, not a curated record
UAUAUUCUAAAUGGUCGUGACGUCGCAGUCUCAUCUCGCGAGAUUGUGACGAACUGUGGGAGAGCUGGCCUGAAGGAACCGGGGAGCUGGACAUUUAUACGGCGUUGCGGGACAUUUAAACAGCCACCCGGGACUGCGGGCUCUGUCCCGCGAAAAGCGGGACUGUUGGGCGGUAUGUCUUAACUUUCCGAAGGCUACCGGGUGGAAAGAUCAUUUAAAGAACAUUACUUUAACAAUGGGGCCCCGGCGGAAAUCGGUGAAGCCAUGUAGGACCAACAGCGAAGGACUGGAGAAUAGUAAAGGCAGUGAUCCUAAAGAUUACAUGAACCAGCUCUCCCAUGAAGUGCUCUGCCAUAUUUUUAAGUAUCUACCUUUGCAGGAUAUUAUGUGUAUGGAAUGCCUUUCACGAAAGUUAAAGGAAGCUGUGACACUUUAUCUACGUGUUGUAAAGGUAGUUGAUUUAUGUGCUGGACGUUGGUGGGAGUAUAUGCCCACAGGUUUCACUGAUUCCAGCUUCUUAAAGUUACUAAAGAAGAUGCCUGACAUAGAGCAGCUUUAUGGCCUUCACCCAAGGUAUUUGGAAAGGCGCAGAGUUCGAGGUCAUGAGGCAUUUAGCAUUCCUGGUGUGCUGGAAGCUUUACAGUCUUGCCCAAACCUCCUGGGUGUAGAGACUUCACAUCUAGAACUUGUGGAAGCUAUUUGGACUUACAUGCCACAAGUUCAUAUAUUGGGGAAAUUUAGGAAUCGUAAUGGAGCAUUUCCUAUCCCACCAGAGAAUAAACUGAAAAUUCCUAUUGCUGCCAAAAUCCAAACGCUACACUUAGUUGGUGUAAAUGUACCUGAAAUUCCCUGCAUCCCAAUGCUGCGUCACCUCUAUCUAAAAUGGGUACGCCUGACCAAGCCCCAACCUUUCAAGGACUUCUUGUGCAUCACACUGCGGACCUUUGUAAUGCGCAACUGUGCUGGGCCCACCAAUUCUUUGAAAUAUGUGCCACUGGUCACUGGUUUGGCUUCUGCUCGCAAUUUAGAACAUUUAGAGCUUGUUCGAGUACCUUUUCUGGGAGGUUUAAUUCAACAUGUUGUGGAAGACAGCUGGAGGUCUGGUGGUUUUCGAAAUUUGCACACCAUUGUCUUGGGAGCAUGCAAAAAUGCAUUAGAAGUGGAUCUUGGCUACCUCAUAAUUACAGCUGCUAGAAGGUUACAUGAAGUACGCAUCCAGCCUUCCUUGACCAAAGAUGGAGUAUUUUCAGCCCUGAAAAUGGCCGAGCUUGAAUUCCCCCAGUUUGAGACUCUACACUUAGGAUAUGUGGAUGAAUUUUUGCUACAAUGUAAAAUGACAAAUUCAGAUCUUAUGAAGUUUGGCUUAGCUGAUGUGGCUGAGAACCCCGGAAUAAUAACAGAUAUUGGAAUGAAGGCUGUGAAUGAGGUGUUCUCCUGUAUCAAAUACUUGGUCAUAUACAACUGUCCUCAUCUUCAUAAUCCCAAAAAUUGGAUCUCGGAUCACUCACGAUGGAGCCGGCUGGUCGAUCUUACUCUGGUGCGCUGUCAUGCAAUUAAAUUAGAAUCCUUUAGUCAGUUUGUUGAGCUACUUCCUAGCUUAGAGUUUAUUUCAUUGGACCAGAUGUUUCGUGAACCUCCAAAGGGCUGUGCACGAGUGGGUCUCAGUGCUGGAACAGGCAUUGGUGUCUCCUCAGCACUGGUGAGCAAUCAAAAUUCCAACAAUGAGAAUGAAAACAACAACAAUCACCACAAUAACAACAACAACCUGCAGCACAACAACAACCAUCAGCCACCUCAGAACCCACCACCUCCACAAGAAGCUGGUAUCCAGCCAGAACCAGAACCCAGGCGUGAUAAUCUAGCAGAAGAACAACAGAUUGCUGCUGAGGCCUUAAAUGAUAUAGAGGAUGUUUCACAAGAUGAAAUAAGACCUGUGGAUGAAGGAAAUGGCAUUGAUCAUGCAGCUCCCCAUCCAGCUGUAUUACCCAUGGAGAUGGAUGAGGAACGAGCAGGACCCAGUGGACUGCAACCUGUGGUUAAAGGUGCUCCUAUCACAGUCCAUGAUUCAGACAGUGAGGACGAAGAUUUUAUUGUGGGCUUUUCCAGCACCAACACUACAUCUCAGAAUUAUUCUCAUGAAGAUGAUAAAAGACCACAAAUGGCCGAGGAAAAAAAUAACACAGUUAGUGGAAAAGGCAAAGCCCCACUGCGCAAAAAGUGUGUUGUUGGGGUGAAAAGCCUUCCAGAGCACAAUCUGCCCAGUGAAGAGACUAGUUGUGAGAAAGGAUGCCAGGUUACCAGUGAACAGAUAAAAGCAGAUAUGAAAGCUGCCACUGACUUGCCUGAUAGGAGCAAAAACGAUGGUGCAUCUGAAACAUCAGCUGCAGAUGGCAUGAUGAAUGAUUAUGAAACUCCUCCUCAAGAUGUGGACAACGAGCAGUCUUUAAAUGGCAGUAUUGAUGCCCUAGAAGAAAUGGAGAAAUGUAGCUGCAGCGGGACAAAUGCAUCUCAGCCCAUUGUGGAAGGGCAGGAAUCUAAUACAAUGUGUUCCCAUUGCUCCAAAAAUAUAAAAAUGGAGCAGCAAAAUGGCAGGACUACAGGGUCUCUGGAGAGUCAACCAUCAACCAGUAGGUCCUCUCCAGAAAAUAGCCCAGAAUAUGCACUCAGGACUCCGCCAGUUGGGACACAUAGGACUAAUGUAACAAUAGGCAUAGAUCCAAGUGCAUCGCCUGCCUGCAGCCGUUUAGGUCCUGAGGUAAACCGGACACAAAGGCCUUUAACAAGAUCACGGGCAAGACUUUCUCAGGUGCCCCUGGUGACUGAUAGUGAGUCUCCAUCUCUGAAAAGCAAGAAAGCUGUGAAAAGGAAGCGUACAGCAGACAAAUCCACGAGCACCAGCGACCCUGUUAUUGAGGAUGACCAUGUACAGGUGCUGAACCUCAAAUCAAAAAAUUUGGUGGGCAUUACACUAACCAACUGUGGAAUCACAGAUUUAGUUCUUAAGGACUGUCCUAAAAUGAUGUUUAUCCAUGCUACACGAUGUCGUGUAUUGAAGCACUUGAAGGUAGAAAAUGCUCACAUUGUAAAUCGGUUUGAUUAUGCACAAUGUAAAAAGCUGAAUAUGGAGCAAGUAUUGGAUCAGAUUCUCCGGAUGCCCCCUGAGAGGAACCGUAUCAUUUAUCUGCGGCCCAUGCACCAGGUGGACACUCUUAGCUUGGAACGGAAGAUAUUCAGUGGACCAUACCCAUACCACAUCUGUAUAAUACAUGAAUUUAGUAACCCUCCCAAUGUCAGAAAUAAGGUUCGUGUUCGAAGCUGGAUGGACACAAUAGCAAAUAUAAACCAAGAGCUCAUUAAAUAUGAAUUCUUUCCUGAAUCCACACGGACUGAGGAAGAUGUAAAGAAAUACACAAAGUACCCCUGGGGUCGAGACAUUUACACGCUGGAAGGUGUUGUAGAUGGCGCACCCUACUCCAUGAUCACAGAUUUCCCCUGGUUACGUUCACUCCGUACCGCAGAACCAAACAGCUACGCCAGAUAUGACUUUGAGGAUGAUGAGAAGACCACGAUAUACGCACCAAGGAGAAAGGGGCAGCUUUCAGCUGACAUUUGUAUGGAAACCAUUGGCGAGGAAAUAUCUGAACUGCGCCAGAUGAAAAAAGGAGUGUUCCAGCGAGUUGUUGCCAUAUUUAUUCAUUACUGUGAUGUUAACGGGGAACCUGUGGAAGAUGAUUACAUAUAAAAGGAAGGCUUUGCUGAUCACAAUGAGCAGGAAACUUGAAAGACAAGUUGGCACACUAGCGGCAAUAAUAAAGUUGCUCACCAUCCAGCGCAGAAACUUAAUUGUAUGGGGUGAGCUCAGCUGUGGCUGUAUCUGAGCAGCUCUCCAAACUCAGUCUUCCUGUAGCUAUGUUGGUAUUGUUUUGAAUAUGGAAAGCGUUCAGCCACAAGAAGGCAAAGAUUAUGUCGCUGACCACAAAAGCUCGGCCUUCUAACACAUUCUUGUUCCAUAGACCUUGAUGAUUACAAAUUGAUUGACUAUGUUUUCAGUCCUACAUCUGAACAGAUGGAGGUACAACUAUGUCUAGGCUUCCCUAAUUGUUGACUGCUGAUAACUAGGGGUCUCUGGCUCUUCUUUAGAGAAGAUGAUGGGUAUUUCCAAACCAAGGAAGUUAUAUGCUCUUAAGGGAAAGGAGUAAAAACAGUAUCCGUUUUCUCUUUAUAUGUGUUUAAUAAUGAUCAGAUUACCUUAGGCCGCACAUUUUGACUGCUGGAUUUAUUACCGAUUUAGUUUAAUGUACAAUUUCUACUGCACUAUUUAUAGAGCUCAUAUUACACAUUAUAGCCCAAGUUCUAAUAAAUAUUUCCAGAUAGAUGUUGCUGGGCAAAUCAGGCCAAGUUAAAAACUGUGCUGGAUUGUCACAGAUAUUUGACAUGUAGAUAGGUUUUGUGUCUUGCACUAAGUAAAAAUGAGCUGACAGAGUAAAACAAAUGAGAGCCAUACUGAGAGACUUUACAGAAAAGACAAUUUUCAGUAAAGACUGUUUAGUAGCCAAAUAAUGUUUUGAUGCAAUGUUCAUUCACUUUAGUUACAGAAUUCUGAAAUUAUAUGGUUCCAUAGAUCAGCCACAAAAUGGUUGCUAUCGUUUACAAGACUAAGUAAUUUGCACUGUUAUGUUCUGCUAAAUAAGGCCACAUUUAUAGAGGCAGUUUCUGAUUAAAAACAGAAAAAAAACGUUA